This is a messenger RNA of Tribolium castaneum (red flour beetle), 1833 nucleotides long. RefSeq lists its product as uncharacterized. The record is from RefSeq and is a predicted model, not a curated record. Bases 38 to 1615 code for a protein of 525 amino acids. Gene Ontology annotation, cellular component: nuclear membrane. The transcript has 5 exons. Gene Ontology annotation, biological process: nuclear migration along microtubule. NCBI's taxonomy places the organism in Eukaryota, Metazoa, Arthropoda, Insecta, Coleoptera, Tenebrionidae. Gene Ontology annotation, molecular function: lamin binding; actin filament binding.
AAGUUGGGGCGAGUUUGGGCAUUCCCUUGUGUUCACAAUGUUAGAUUUACUUCCCUUUUUAUCAACUAUUUUACCCAUAAUAGCCUCAAGCCUUGUUAUCUGCGUUUUUGUGGUAAAUCUUUAUUUGAGGAUAAGACGCAAAUUUCCAAUUAGUGUUAAUUGCUGGUUUUGCAACUCAUGGACCAAAGUACCAUACGACGACCGGGACGGUUUCGAUUGCCCAACUUGCUCGCAAUAUAACGGUUUCACGAGCGACGGCGGUUACAAUAAGAUAAUCCCAGAGCAACAUGACGAGUUUAUGAAUAAAUCGACGAGGGUUAAAAGCCGCAAAAGUGGCGCCUCGAAUGGGCUGUGCGCUCUGUGUAAUAACAACCAGCAGUUGAAGGUGUUCCAACUCGCCCACUUUGUUCCCAUGAACGAGGAGAAUUACGACGUGGAAAUUGAGCAUUUCCAGGAACAGCUGGAAAAGGCGUACAAGUUAUGCAAGAAAUGUGACAAGGUCUUGAAAAAGACCAUAAGCAAGCAAAACGCCUGGAUAUUCGGAAACCGCGUCAGGGAUUUAUGCCACAACGGAAUUUCCAAAAUUGCAAGCCAGAUCAGAAAGGAGACAAAACUUACACUAGUGAGAAAACUUGACGGCUGUUUAUCAAUUUUAUGCGUUCUCGCGGUUAUUUUUACCACUUUGUUGGGAAUUAGAGUUUUUACGCGAAGUUUAUCCAGUUAUGUUCCAACGGCCUAUUUACCUGUUUACAAAAGUGUUGUUGCUCUAGCCAACACUUCAAAAAUCAUCGAAGUUAAAUUGUUCCCUUUCACGAAGAAUCUCAAAAUUGAACCUCAUUUUGUCAUUUCUGGCCUAGGUUUUUUGUUUCAAAUGAUUAGAAUGUGUUUGAGUCAAUACAAUGUGAACACGAAAGUGAAUCAGUUGCUUUGUUGGGUGAUUCUUUUGUUAACGUCGUGGCUGCGUUUUAGCAAAACUUAUACACCGUAUAUUUUAUUUAUUGAGGCUUUUUCCUGCAUUUACCUGCUCAGCACUGCCUUCACAAAACCCGAGCCAAAGAAGCCUAACCCUAAGCCAACCGGGAUGCGCAAACUGGUCAAAAACCUGGAAUACACAACCAGCGACAUCUCCGACUGUAGCGACUUUGAAGACAUUUCAGACAAGUCCAACUCGAGCCUUAACACUGCCACAGUACUUAACUCAAGUUUCAAAAGCGCCCCCGACUUGAACCGCAGCCUCAACAACCUGAGCCUAGGCUUCAAGCCGCCCCCGCGCCCAAAACCCGUCUUGUCGCCCCCCAAACUCCAAACCGUCAAUUCGUGGGUGGCCGGCGGGUUUUGGCGCGAGGGCGAAGGCCUGCUCUUGCCCCCGGCGCAGCGGACCAACCUCAGUCGGUGCUCCAGCGAGAGCUCGGGCUUCGGCUCCCAACUGGAGGCCCCCUUUGUCCCGAAAUACUACGAAUUCGACCGAUUCUCGCACGUUUCGGAGCCGAACUUCCGGGGGUUUCACCCGCGGUUCGACGCCUAUCAGCGGAAAAGCUCCGAAAACUGGUCGGAGAAAAUCAACUCGCAAGCCAUGAUGAGUUUCCGGGACUUGAGUCUGCGCUCGAAUUAUUGACUUUUAUUUUGUGAUUUGGAUAAGUGUUAAGUUUGGAAAAAUCAAAAACGAAGGGUUUUUUAUCACUGCCAUGAGCUACCUCGACUUUUUGAUUUUCUACUAGAUUUAAGAAUAACGCGGUUUGAAUUUGCCGCCACAACUGCCAAAUUAAGGCACGACGUUUGAAUUAAUUGUAUGAGAUAAGCUGUAUUUGUUUUAAAUACAUUUUUUUGAAACUU